This is a messenger RNA of Chaetomium strumarium, 1443 nucleotides long. RefSeq lists its product as uncharacterized. Gene Ontology annotation, biological process: regulation of DNA-templated transcription. Gene Ontology annotation, molecular function: DNA-binding transcription factor activity, RNA polymerase II-specific; zinc ion binding. The record is from RefSeq and is a predicted model, not a curated record. Lineage: Eukaryota; Fungi; Ascomycota; Sordariomycetes; Sordariales; Chaetomiaceae. The transcript is spliced from 5 exons. The coding region runs from base 1 to 1401 and encodes 466 amino acids.
AUGACGCCCAUCGGUCCGUUCGACCACCGCAAAAGACGACACCGAUGUGACGCUUGUACGAAGAGUCACUGGAAGUGCUCCGGUGAAUCCCCAUGCACGCAAUGCGCAAAACGAAACCAGCCCUGCCGUUAUCCAAUCGCAGGCCAAACGAGCUCACCUAUCCUUGUCGACCGAGGGGAGCAGCGGACGGUCGGGUCCUAUACAAAGAAGCUGGGACGAGAUUCCCAGGCUGUCUUUGACACGAGACUCGUCAGGCCACCCGCGGUCUCAGACCCUACACAACUCUACUUCUCCCACUACGACGCAUUCUUCGAGAGCAACAGGUUCACAGGCCUCUCUCGGGUAGACGACGUCAAGCAGCUGAUGUGCAAAGAUUCAAAGGCAAAGACGGCCUACUAUCAGUCUGCCUUGAAAUUAUAUACAGGGGCGAUCGUGGAUCUGCGCCGUGCUCUGUGCCAGUUCAAUGGACGAACAGAAACCCAGUCGAGAGCAGGCAUUCUCUGGACCACGCUGCUGCUUGGUCUAUUUGAGUUGAUAACCGAUCCGAGCGGCGAUAGCUGGUUGCAGCACCUCGUCCAUGGCACAUCACAGGCGCUGAUGGCCGGCGGCCCAUCGGCAUGCAUAUCCGGGCCAUGCAGCAGGUUCUUCGCCGAAUCCAAGGUCUUUGAAGUCUGCCGGGCCAUUGUCUUCAACCGGCCAACGUUUCUUGCCGAUGAGGAAUGGCUGUCUCUAUCAGCAUCUUUGCGCGCGUCCUCGAACUGGAGCACGGCACAGCAAAGGUUGGACGCCCUGCUCGAUAUGGUGGUCAUGUGCUCUUCGCUGCGUGUUCGGUAUGUCCGCAUGCCCUGCGCAGCAACACCCGGGCUCGUGGAGCGCGCCGAGGCCAUAUCUCUGCAGGGAUUUGCCCUACGCAGCCAACUCCAGGUCUGGUCAUCCUCCUACCACACCUGCCCUGCUUUGCUAGGCACAAUUUCCGAUACUACUGCAGACGCCAGCGUCGCCAAACCAUUACCAGACGAACUGCAGCCCCAGAUCUUGGCCGAGAAGACGGUCCCGGCCGCCAGCAUCUACCUCUCCGGCGUGUUCAACUACGAGAUCGGCUACUGGCAAGGGCUGCACCUGCCCGCGCCGGCACUGGGCGAGCAUGAGAUCCAGCAGCACGUCUCCCUCAUCCUGGCGUCGAGCCAGCGGCUGGUGCGAGAGACCAGCCUCUCACCGUUGCUGUUGCUGUUCCCGCUCGGAGUGGCUAGCGCACGGGCACAAACGGUGGAACAGAGGCGCGGGAUCAUGGAGCUGCUUGCGCUGGUCGGGGCGCGGUUUGCGGUUGCCAAGGCGAUUGUGGCUGAUGUCGAGGAGUUGUGGAGAUAUAGGGACGCCAUGAUGACGGUGGAGUGCGGUUGACAAAUAAGGUAUCUAAUAAACUGUGUCUGUCCGGGAUACGUA